AGGAUUUGAUUGAAAAAAACCAACGGUGCAGCUGGCAGUGGUGCCUCCGACGUUUAGGGGUCCGGGAGUGGGCUGGGGGAAGGGCGGGACCGGCUCUCCUAUCCUGAGCAGCAGGUGACAGCAGGAGAGACGAUGAGAAGGACGAUUUAGAGAUUGGCCUGAAGGAGGGACCCUCCCUCCAGCGCGGAAUGCGAUGUUAAUUCUGGGGCAUUGACGCUUUACAAUGCCUGAUCAAGACAAAAAGGUGAAGAUCACAGAAAAAUCAGCUGAUAAAAAGCAGCAAGGGAUAACCACCAGGGACUAUUCAGAUCUUAUAAGACUUCGGUGCCUUUUGAACGUUCAAUCAAGCAAACAACAGCUUCCAGCCAUCAACUUCGAUAGUGCCCAAAAUAGCAUGACGAAGUCUGAGCCCACCAUCAAGGCAGGUGGACACAGAGCUCGAGGUCAGUGGCAUGAGUCCACAGAAGCUGUUGAACUUGAAAAUUUUAGUAUAAACUACAAGAAUGAGAGGAAUUUCAGCAAGCAUCCCCAGCAUAAACUAUUUCAGGAGAUCUUUACAGCCUUGGUGAAAAAUAGACUCAUAUGCAGAGAGUGGGUUAAUCGAGCCCCAUCUAUUCAUUUUCUGAGAGUGUUAAUCUGUCUGAGACUACUAAUGAGGGAUCCAUGUUAUCAGGAAAUACUCCAUAGCUUGGGCGGUAUUGAAAACCUAGCUCAGUACAUGGAGAUUGUGGCCAAUGAGUACCUCAGCUAUGGAGAGGAGCAGCACAGUGUGGACAAGCUGGUCAACAUGACAUAUAUUUUUCAAAAACUUGCUGCUGUCAAAGACCAAAGAGAAUGGGUCACCACAAGCGGAGCCCACAAGACAUUAGUAAAUUUACUCUGUGCCCGAGAUAGUAAUGUUCUGUUGGGAGCCCUUCUGGCUCUGGCUAGUUUAGCUGAAAGUCCAGGAUGUAGGGAGAAGAUAAGUGAACUCAACAUUGUAGAAAAUCUGCUGAUGAUUUUACAUGAAUACGAUUUGCUCUCCAAAAGACUAACUGCGGAGUUGCUGCGCCUACUUUGUGCCGAACCCCAAGUGAAAGAGCAGGUGAAGCUCUAUGAGGGGGUCCCCGUCCUCCUCAGUCUGCUCCACUCUGAUCACCUGAAGCUGCUCUGGAGCGUCGUCUGGAUCCUGGUGCAGGUUUGUGAGGACCCCGAGACCAGUGUGGAAAUUCGCAUCUGGGGAGGCAUCAAGCAGCUUCUUCAUAUUUUACGAGGAGACAGAAAUUUUGUUUCAGAUCGUUCUUCCAUCGGAAGCUUGUCUAGCGCAAAUGCAGCAGGCCGAAUCCAGCAGCUUCACCUGUCGGAAGAUUUAAGCCCUCGGGAGAUACAGGAAAAUACUUUCUCUCUUCAAGCAGCCUGCUGUGCUGCCCUCACGGAACUGGUGCUCAAUGACACCAACGCCCACCAGGUGGUUCAGGAAAAUGGUGUGUAUACAAUAGCAAAAUUAAUUUUACCAACCAAACAAAAGAAUGCAGCAAGGACUAAUCUAUUACAGUGUUAUGCCUUCAGAGCCUUGAGAUUUCUCUUCAGUAUGGAAAGAAACAGGCCACUCUUUAAAAGACUUUUCCCCACCGACCUGUUUGAGAUCUUCAUUGAUAUAGGACAUUACGUUCGUGAUAUCAGUGCUUAUGAAGAAUUGGUCUCAAGAUUGAAUUUAUUAGUGGAGGAUGAGCUGAAGCAGAUUGCUGAAAAUAUUGAAAGCAUUAAUCAGAAUAAAGCUCCUUCGAAAUAUAUAGGCAACUAUGCGAUUUUGGAUCAUCUUGGAAGUGGAGCUUUUGGCUGUGUUUACAAGGUUAGAAAGCGUAGUGGUCAAAAUCUUUUAGCAAUGAAAGAGGUCAAUUUACAUAACCCAGCAUUUGGAAAGGAUAAAAAAGAUCGAGACAGCAGUGUGAAGAACAUUGUGUCUGAAUUAACCAUAAUUAAAGAGCAGCUUUAUCAUCCCAAUGUUGUACGCUAUUACAAAACAUUUCUGGAAAAUGAUAGGUUGUAUAUAGUUAUGGAGCUUAUAGAAGGGGCCCCUCUUGGAGAGCAUUUCAGUUCGUUGAAGGAAAAACAACAUCAUUUUACUGAAGAAAGACUAUGGAAAGUAUUUAUUCAGCUGUGCUUAGCUCUUCGGUACUUGCACAAGGAGAAGAGGAUCGUCCAUAGGGAUCUGACGCCAAACAACAUUAUGUUGGGGGAUAAGGACAAAGUAACAGUUACUGACUUUGGCCUGGCAAAGCAAAAACAAGAAAACAGUAAACUCACAUCUGUUGUUGGAACAAUCCUGUAUUCCUGCCCCGAGGUACUGAAGAGUGAGCCUUAUGGGGAGAAGGCUGACGUCUGGGCAGCAGGCUGCAUUCUUUAUCAGAUGGCCACUCUGAAUCCUCCCUUCUAUAGCACCAACAUGCUCUCCCUGGCUACAAAAAUAGUGGAGGCGGUAUAUGAACCUGUGCCCGAAGGCAUCUACUCUGAAAAAGUGACAGAUACCAUCAGCAGGUGCCUCACUCCUGAUGCAGAAGCUCGCCCAGAUAUUGUAGAAGUCAGCUCCAUGAUAUCGGAUGUCAUGAUGAAGUAUUUAGACAGCUUAUCUACAUCCCAGCUGGCCUUGGAAAAGAAACUGGAACGAGAACGGAGGCGCACACAGAGGUAUUUUAUGGAAGCCAAUCGGAACGCCGUCACAUGUCACCAUGAGCUGGCUCUGCUACACGAAACCUUUGAGAAGGCAAGUCUGAGCAGCAGCAGCAGUGGAGCAGCCAGCCUGAAAAGUGAACUUUCUGAAAGUGCAGACCUGCCCCCGGAAGCUUUCCAGGCCUCCUGUGGCAAAGAGGAAGACAGGGCCUGUGACGAAAUCCUGUCAGAUGACACCUUCAACUUGGAAAAUAUCGAGAAAGAUAUAUAUUCGGAGCUAGACGAUGAAUUGGACAUUUCGGAUAACUCCAGCAGCUCCAGUUCAAGCCCUUUGAAAGAGUCUACAUUCAGCAUUUUAAAGAGAAGUUUUAGUGCUUCAGGAGGAGAAAGACAAUCCCAAACAAGGGACUUCCCUGGUGGAAUAGGAUCAAGACCAAGACCAGCUUUGCUGCCUCUUGACCUGCUUCUGAAAGUGCCACCCCUCAUGCUCAGGGCCCACGUUAAGGAGCUAGAGGCCGAGUUAGUGACGGGGUGGCAGUCCCACAGCCUUCCUGCUGUGAUUCUUCGCAAUCUCAAAGAUCAUGCAUCUGCAGGGAUUGCUGUGUCCCAGAGGAAAGUACGUCAGAUCAGUGAUCCUAUUCAGCAGAUCUUAAUUCAACUGCACAAAGUCAUCUACAUCACGCAGCUUCCUCCAGCUUUGCACCACAAUUUGAAAAGAAGGGUUAUAGAGAGAUUCAAGAAGUCCCUCUUCAGCCAGCAGAGUAACCCUUGUAAUUUGAAAUCUGAAAUUAAAAAGCUAUCUCAGGGAUCUCCAGAGCCUAUCGAGCCCAACUUUUUCACAGCAGAUUACCAUUUAUUGCGUCAUUCAGCGGGUGGAAACAGCCUGUCCCCCAAUGACCCAACAGGCCUACCUACCAGCUUUGAUUUGGAAGAAGGAAUAACAUAUGAACAAAUGCAGACUGUGAUUGAAGAAGUGCUAGAGGAGAGUGGUUAUUACAAUUUUACUUCUAACAGGUAUCACUCCUAUCCAUGGAGGACCAAGAAUCACCCAACCAAAAGAUGAAAAUGCUGCAUUUUGAAUGGACUUGGUUUUCCCAGUGAUGUUUAAGCUCUGGACUUGAGCCACUUGCCCAAAGAUUGGGUGCUAUUAAGAAUGUGGAAGAGAAAAGACCAAGAUGCCAUGGUGCCUGCAGGACCUCUUUCUGAAAGUCUGGUGUUAGGCUAUAUGACAGCUGCAAUGCUUAGAGGCUCCAUUCCUAGGAUGCAUUACAUACAGGAUGACAGGGCUCUCAAUGUGCUCCUGGGAGAAAAUGCUGCAAAAUUCAUCUGUAGGAAGAAAACAUACUCUUCACAGAACUUCCCUCCAAGUUAAAAAAAAAUCUUGUCAUAUUUUUCAAAGGCAUAUUUUUAAGGAUUGCCGAAAACUAUGUUCAAAGUCAUCUAGCCUUUUAUGUAUAAAAAGUUUGACUUAAAGAAAAUUAUAGGAUUCAUAAUAAUAAUAUAUUGGGUGAGUCACUGUUAUCUCCCAUUUUUUUUUAAUCCUAAAAGAUAUUCAAAAUACAUAAUUGAAUUUUUUUUUGUUCAUUUGUUUUAAUGAAAGACUUGGUUCUCUCUUAACCACUUGGGUGCUAGUGGUCUUGAACCCUGAUACAGUGUAGACAGUAUUUGUAACCUUGCACAGCCUCUGGGAAUAACUGUCAAAUUGUUGGAUUUAAGUUACAGUAAUAGAAUAUAUUAAUGUAUAGUGUGUGUAUAUGUACAUAUAUAAAUACACAUGGGGAAGAGAGAGGUUUUAAUUAAGUUAAUGCUUUGCUGCUGAUCAAAUUAUAGUGUUUUUAGAGCACUUUGAAGGGUUCAUAGAAUCUAAGAAAGAGAUGCAAUAUUCCUUAUUCUAAGACCUUCCUUACUAAAAUUACCUAUGUUAUUUAAAUUUUUUUUAUUGUUUGGGAAUUUGAAAUGAAAAAAGUUAUAUAAUAAAAUAUAAGGUUUUUCUUUAUUCAUUGAGACAUCCCUAAAAAAGAGAAAUCAAUGCCAAAACAGUGUCCCAUUCCUAUGCAGGGAGCAUUUAUGAGAAAAAAUUUCUAGAUUCUUACUGGGCUAAAAUCUCUUUAACUGGCUUCUUAGAACUGGUAUAAUGUUAGAAAACCCUUAUUGCCAAAUCAGAUGGCACUACUUUAAGAACAUUUUAAUGCUAUACAAUUAGUAAUCCGAAAGCUGAAAUUAUUAUUUUUAAUUACUUCUCACUGAGUUCUGCUAUUUUUAUUUACAUUGAUAUAUUUUUAGCAUGAUUGAAUAGAAUUUAGUUCAAUAUAUCUACAGUGGUUGAAACACAAUAACCUUUUGUAUAGUAUGGAAAAAUCUUUUAAUGCAAAUCCAGACUAUUUUUACAAUUAGUAUGUUUAAUACUUAAAUGAUAUCCAAAUUCCAUUUAGCUUAACUUUGAAAAUUGCCAAUGAAUCUUUGCUUUUAUGCCAAAUUAAUAAUAACAAAUAUACUGUAAUUUAAAAUAAUAGAUGCAAAUACAGUAAUGAAAAUUUCAGUUUCAGCUUUCAAACCAGUUCCAUCCAUAUGGGAAAUUUACAUGUGAAAUCAAAAUGCUAUGAUUUUGUUGAUUUAAACCAGGCAAAAUUUUAUUCUUAUUCCAAAUUAAUUUGAAUAUGCACUAUUACUUUUUAUGUUUUUUCAUGUAUGGAAUGGGAACAUUUUCUCAUUGUAGAGGAAGCGCAGGCCUAGAGGGGCACAAAUUUUAAUUGUGAUAGAAGCCAGUACUUAGAAAUAAACCAAGCUAUGGGGCAAAAGUUUGAACAGCAAAAUUCUUUUUCAAAUGACGAUAUAUAGUAGAAAAGAAUAGUAUUCAGAGGUCACACCUUGGUUAGAAAAGAGAAAUUAUUUAUUUGAAGGUGUUCUUAAAUGCAUACUGUUGAUCUUAUUGAUGAGAGCUGGAGCAAAAGAUUACUAUCUAACAAAUUCUCUUAGACUCUACCUACAGAUGGCAUUGGUUAUGCUACAGGAACCAGUAUGAAUUAACAAAAAUAACAAAUACAUGUCCUUUUCAACAGCCACUUUAGGCCCAUCAGCUCUGUGCUGAUAGAUACAUUCGUUUGCCAAAAGAAUGAAUGUGUGCUAUUUGAAUCCCCCCUUACCAGUGACUGAAUCAACAUUCUCCCAGUGCAGGAGUAAGCCCUUAAGAGAAAGUUAAGUACUGGUAAGGGAACCAUCUUGUGCAUAGAGGCACAUCCUGACAGUGAAAGUUAACUUUUCCAAAGCUCUCGCUUUCCUUCAAACAAGCCCACCCCUGCCCCCCACUUUACAAUAAACAAAAAUAAUCAUUUUGUUCUGACUAUCUGAAGUGUCUUCUAAUGCAAAGAAAUUAUUACUUGAACUUAAUAGGCCUCUUAAUAUUUUCUUGAUUGCAUUAAAAUUUUUUCUCUUUUGUGAAAUUUUUAAUUACUUGUGCAAUGAAAUCCUUGUGAAUUCAUCUAAUUCUCAGUUACUGAAUAUUUGUAUGGGACAGAAUAUGAAUCAAUCUUUUCAGAUCAUUUUGUUACACGGAUACUUUGGUUAAUUACGUUAUGAUCCACCAGCUCUACCUGAAUAUGUGUAUUUGAAACCUUAGUUUGCUUUGUUCCAUUCUCAGGGAAGUGACUGCAACAGGCCUACAUGCUUACUGGUUGUUGUUAACCACUUCUUCCAAAGUGUAAUAUUUAAUUAGAGAUCUUCAGGGAAUAGCAACAUGGACACUAGACCAAGAACUCAUGGAUAAAUUUCAGAAACCUCCUAGAGAAAUGCUGCUUGGGUUAAAUAUGGAUAUUUGUGUGGCACUGGACAGAGUGCAGAGUCUGUUUUGACAUUCUAAUGAGAACCUACUUAAGAAACACUGUUAUAAAGUUUACCCAAAUGAUGGAACUGAUUAGGACUUCUGGUCUUCCUACAGGUACCAUCUAUGAGUUAUUAAAUACUAUGAAUUUUGAUAUUCAAAAACAAAUAGGUUGUUCAUGUACAAUUCCAGCAAUAUCAUCAGUUAAUCACUCAUGUUUAAGAUGUGUGAAGGCAAUAUAUUGUUUAAUCAAUUUUAUCAGUAUUAAUAUGCAUAGAAUCCACUUUCUUUUUGUUUUGCUGAAUUGCAAAAUAUGUUGCUAUUUCUCUUUUCCGUUUAGAAAAGUGAGGAAGUGUGCACAGCAAAUAUGCUGAAUUCCUUUAGAAAUAGCUUCAACUUCUACCUGAAGGCAGGAAAAGCUUUUUUAUAAGCUACUUUUGUUGUUUACCUUUUGCUUUUUUGAUAUGUAUUCAUCAACCGGAAAGGCCAUGCAAAGGAUUCAGGGCUGAAACGGCUUCUCAGCACCCUGGAGAUGUAGCUGUGAAGGGCUCCUAAGCAAGGAAAUCGUAAUACUUCUGUACAUUGACCUUGACUCUGGGUGAAAUUCUAUCCAAACGUGAAUUUCUUCAUGUUCUACAACUAAAUGUGAUAAUAAUUGUAUUUUAUACAUCUUUAUGACAUCUUUCAGAUUAUACCUGUUGAUGGAAAUUGGCAUCAUUUUGGAUAGAUUAUUUUUUCAAUUGAAGUGUGCUGCUGACAGUAUGCUUAUCCUUGAAUGCUAUUUUUCAUAUUGAUAGGAAGACUCAAAUUUGAGUCUCAGAAAAACAAGUUUGUGAUAAAGAAA
Molecule: messenger RNA, 7310 nt
Organism: Pteropus alecto (black flying fox)
Lineage: Eukaryota; Metazoa; Chordata; Mammalia; Chiroptera; Pteropodidae
Gene: NEK10
Product: NIMA related kinase 10
Exons: 37
Coding region: 224-3712 (1162 amino acids)
Biological process (GO): protein phosphorylation
Molecular function (GO): protein serine/threonine kinase activity; ATP binding
Source: RefSeq, a predicted model, not a curated record